AUGCUGCCUUACCAAAACAUUCAAGAAGCAGAAGAAGCCCAUGGCAGAGCUCUCAGUUUCGCAGAGAAGCUAUGGUUUCGAUACUCGGCUCACAAACCUGAUUACAUCCUUCACUACCAUAACAUCAUCUUCCUCAUGUUGUUCUACACUUUGGCUCCUCUCCCGUACGUGUUCAUUGGACUCGGCUGGUUCAAGAACAUGGACAAGUACAAGAUUCAGCCGAAGGUGAAGGACUCCUUCUCUAACAUGUUCAAGUGCUAUAAGAAUGUCAUGGGAAGCUUUCUUCUUGUUGUUGGUCCUCUGCAAGUGAUUUCUUACCCUACCAUCCAGUGGAUAGGGAUUCGGACGAGUUUGCCAUUACCAUCCUUGUGCGAAGUAUUUUUGCAAAUAAUGGUGUAUUUUAUUAUAGAGGAUUUUGGAAACUAUUGGAUCCAUCGGCUACUCCACUCGAAAUGGGGCUACGAAAAGAUCCAUCGGAUCCACCACGAAUACGCCGCUCCGAUUGGACUUGCAGCACCGUAUGCUCAUUGGGCGGAGAUUUUGAUCCUCGGCAUUCCUGCAUUUCUCGCCCCGGCAUUGGUUCCCGGCCACAUUGUCACAUACUGGUUAUGGUUCAUUUUGCGACAAAUGGAGGCCAUCGAGACUCAUAGCGGGUACAACUUCCCUUGGAGUCCCUCAAAAUACAUCCCAUUUUAUGGAGGUGCAGAGUACCAUGACUACCAUCACUAUGUUGGUGAACAAAGCCAGAGCAACUUUGCGUCAGUGUUCACCUACUGCGAUUACAUCUAUGGAACUGACAAGGGGUAUAGGUACCGGAAGCAAGCACUUGAGAAGUUGGCCAAGCAGAGACACGAGGACGAGGGCAGACGAGAAGAGAAGAAGAAAUCUCUGCAAGCCUUGAGGAUUCCAAGAGCUCCAUCAACUGAUCGUUUGGUCACUACCGGUUCAGGUUCCUUGCCUUCAAAGUCAACCGGAGUAGCAACAUGGAACACUCCGAUGCAUCCUUGGAUGGCUGCAUCAAAACUUUCCGGAUUGCUUAGGUCUGCAUUGAAAAUUCGGAGCUUUUCUUCUGCUCCUGACAAGUAUGACAGGCACAUAACGCAUGGCUUUGGCUAUGAUUCACAUUCCACUGACUAUAAGAUUCUGAGAGUAGUGAUUGAUGAAGAUGAAGAUGAUGAUGAUUCAGACGACGAGGUCUUCACAACCUGGGUUCAGGUCUACUCCUUAGCCAGGGGAUACUGGAAGAGUCUUACUGCUUCGGUCAUACCUGUGGCUUUUCAGGAUGGGUCUGGACGUUCUGUUUUUGUUAAUGGCACUUUCCACACGGUUGAAGCCUGUUAUGGUAAUUACAAUGAUGGAGACAUGGUCAUCGGCACCUUCAAGCUGGCAACAGAAGAAUUUGGCGAGAUGAUGGGACCGGAAGCUUUGCGACAAGACUCUUGCUCCAUAGCAAGAUACUCUCUUACUUUGAUUAGUCAUUAUAAUUAUGAAUUUGGAGAUCGGGGUUGUGACAUUUGGGUUAUGCGACAGUAUGGUGUUGCAGAGUCGUGGACUAAAUUGUUCAAUGUAUAUGCGGUUCGGAGGAUUAGGAUGGGCAACAUGGAAGACUCCAGUGCAUCCUUCAAUUGCUGCAUUGAAACUUUCAGUUUGGGUCUUUUGAGUGAUAUUAUGCAUAGAUCUGGAGCUGCCAUGGCUUGGAAUGUGUUCAAGUUCUGCACAGCUCUCAGGGGUCUAGGUUCUGUUAUGAUCCUCUUGGUUCUUGGAGUUGUGGGUGUGACGUAUUACACUGUUGUUUUGACUAAUUAUGGCCCAGCUUUGUAUGCUGGUGGACUUGAUUCCCUCAUUGCUAUUGUCGUUUUGAUCUUGUUUCAUUCAUUGUUGGUGAUGCUAUUAUGGAGUUAUUUUUCUGUUGUUUUGACGGAUCCCGGUGGUGUGCCACCGAACUGGAGGCCUGCUGUUGAUGAAGAAAGAGGGGAAGCUGACCCAUUAAAUGGUUCAGAGUUCAGUGAUUUGCAAACUGACCCGUCGAAUCAAAGAGUCCGGUAUUGCCGGAAGUGCAACCAGUUGAAACCACCGCGCUGCCAUCAUUGCUCAGUUUGUGGGCGGUGUGUACUGAAAAUGGAUCACCAUUGUGUAUGGGUUGUCAAUUGUGUUGGGGCCUUAAAUUACAAGUAUUUUCUUCUUUUCCUGUUCUACACGUUCCUUGAGACAACUGUUGUAACUUUAUGCUUACUCCCACACUUCAUUGCAUUCUUUAGUGAAGGAGAAAUUCCUGGAACACCCGGGACCCUUGCUACUACUUUCCUUGCUUUCGUUUUGAAUCUUGCGUUUGCAUUAAGUGUGCUGGGAUUUCUUAUCAUGCAUAUAUCCUUGGUGGCUGCAAAUACUACAACUAUUGAGGCAUAUGAGAAGAAAACCACUCCGAAAUGGCGCUAUGACCUUGGUCGGAAAAAGAAUUUUGAACAGGUGUUUGGGACAGACAAGCUAUACUGGUUCAUCCCUGCUUAUUCAGAAGAAGAUUUGCGACGGAUACCAGCGCUCCAGGGUCUUGAGUAUCCAUCUAAGCCUGAAUUUGACUCCCAAGACUUCUAAGCACCAUAUGUUUGCACGUCAGUGAUACACAAAUUUACUUUGUAACAAUAGAUUUGGAACCUCCAGAGAAAAAGUUCCCUUGCAGUCAUAACUCAUCAAACGGCUUGCAACUAACUUGGGAUAAGAGUUCUUCAUUCCCACGGUUAUCACCUUGUAAGCAUGACAAUUAGAGAUACGGAGAGGCACAUUAUCCAGAGAGAUCAAAGAAAUGCAGUUUACGGCUUGCAAUCUUGCAGAGUAGUGUGGGUUUGACUGGCUAAAAUUCAUUUUAUGUCUUGGGAGAGUUGGGAACUGUAAAAAGGGAAAUGAAACCUCUCCAUCUGGAAAUGUUCCAAGAUAUCAGUUGUAGCAUUCCUUGGAAAUACAGAUAGGUAUGUAGGCGGCCUACUGGCCUGCUCUAAAAUUCAAGUGUAAUGUAUCCAUAAAAUAUGUAAUUUUACACUGAACUGAUGCCUCUCCAUCUUUCAGAUUUGGUGUUAUCAUUU
Messenger RNA from Fragaria vesca subsp. vesca, 3077 nucleotides. RefSeq lists its product as uncharacterized. NCBI's taxonomy places the organism in Eukaryota, Viridiplantae, Streptophyta, Magnoliopsida, Rosales, Rosaceae. The transcript is spliced from 15 exons. Gene Ontology annotation, molecular function: protein-cysteine S-palmitoyltransferase activity. Bases 1 to 2592 code for a protein of 863 amino acids. Gene Ontology annotation, biological process: protein targeting to membrane; peptidyl-L-cysteine S-palmitoylation. The record is from RefSeq and is a predicted model, not a curated record. Gene Ontology annotation, cellular component: endoplasmic reticulum; Golgi apparatus.